AUGGUACUCAAAAAUCUACGUGGCAGUGAGAGAAUAUCGUGGAAAGCAUCGGAACAUCGGAUGGAUCCUAACAAGGUGUCUCAAUAUCCUUCUUGUCACCCAACUGAUAUUCCUAUGGAUGACGUGAGCGACUUUCUUCAGAAAAUCUCAGAUGAGAACAACUUCAGAUUGUAUGUUUACAUAAAAGUCACAAUAGGAUAUUAUGUACAAUCCCAUGUUCAAGCAACCAUUUAUCUCAUCAUAUCCUCUUUCCUAUUUGUCAUGUCAAUGUGGAGUCUCGCCAAAACUUUAUUCACCAAAGUCGGAAGAGUUCCAGAGAAGUAUCGGCCGAGUAAAGAGUUGGAAGAUCGUCUGAAAGCAGUCACUCCAUACGAAAACAAUCGCUACGUAGUUGAGAAAUCUACACCAGUGCAGCUGAAACAACAAAACAUAAUUCUGGAGGAGAUGUGCACUUUCUGUAAAGUAGUAGUUGCAGAAUGUGAUCAAGUGGGGCGACUGAAGUAUUGUUACGAGUGUGGACAUAUCAAACCGGAUCGAACUCGUCAUUGUAGCUCAUGUGGGAAGUGUUGCAUUAAGUAUGAUCAUCACUGUCCGUGGAUCAACAUGUGUGUUACACACGCCAAUUACAAGUAUUUUCUGCUCUACAUUAUCUACACAAGCAUUCUUGUUUAUUGGUAUUUGCUCACAUCACUCGAAGGUGCUGUUCGAUAUUUUAUCAUUCAAAAAUGGAAAGAGGACUUGUGGAAGAUAUUGUACUACUUGUUCAGUUUCAUUGCUGGAGGAGUAUUUGGAUAUUAUCCACUUGGGGAAUUGAUCAUUUUCCAUUAUCAGUUGAUAUCACUAAACGAAACAACUGUUGAACAAACGAAGCCGGCAGUUCUGCGAUUCGACAACGCUGCAGAUUACAAUAUGGGAAAAUGGAACAAUUUUAGAGCAGUUUUUGGAUGGGGUGUAUGGAUGUGGCCAAUUGAAUCAAAUGAACAGGAUGGAUUGCAUUUCGAUAUAAGAUACGUCAGCACUCAACAACGAAAUCGUUUCGUUAGGAUCGAAGAAGAACAAUCCAGCUCUGCUCCAAGUGCCGAUUCAUCUACUCAUUGA
Caenorhabditis briggsae is the source of this 1098-nucleotide messenger RNA. It is a transcript of the gene Cbr-spe-10, whose product is annotated as Protein CBR-SPE-10. The record is from RefSeq and is a predicted model, not a curated record. Gene Ontology annotation, cellular component: Golgi apparatus; endoplasmic reticulum. NCBI's taxonomy places the organism in Eukaryota, Metazoa, Nematoda, Chromadorea, Rhabditida, Rhabditidae. Gene Ontology annotation, molecular function: protein-cysteine S-palmitoyltransferase activity. Bases 1 to 1098 code for a protein of 365 amino acids. The transcript has 3 exons. Gene Ontology annotation, biological process: protein targeting to membrane; peptidyl-L-cysteine S-palmitoylation.